AAUCUUAAGGGAGUGUAUAGAUAGCUUAAGGGCUAAACAUACUUCAUAUGGGUUUGAUCCCAGCCGUCCAUCCCGAAAAGUGGAAUGUGUAUAUAAAGGGGUGAGACCUCACUGUAAAUCAUCAAACAAAACUUUCUUCUUAAUUUUGGCUCUCUUUGAAAGACGUCUUAAAUUUUGUGUUCUGCCUUGUUUCGACACCAAGCGAAGAAAAAAUGGGCCAAAAGCUCCACGCUCUUAUGUUCCCUUGGUUCGCUUAUGGUCACUUUACUCCAUACUUGCAUCUAGCCAACAAGUUAGCUGAGAAAGGUCAUAGGGUUACUUUCUUGCUGCCUAAGAAAGCUAAGAAACAAUUAGAACAUCUUAAUCUGUUCCCAGACAGCAUCGUCUUACAUCCCAUCACCGUUCCUCACGUUGAUGGUCUCCCUGCUGGCGCCGAGACCCCCUCGGACAUCCCCAUCACGUUGUGGAAGUUCUUGAUCGUGUCCAUAGAUCGGACACGCGAUCAAGUCGAAGUCGCGGUUCGUGCUUCGAGACCGGACCUGAUCUUGUUCGAUUAUGCUUACUGGGUUCCAGAAGUGGCAAGAGAGCAUGGUGUGAAGAGUAUGAUGUACAACGUGAUAUCAGCUACAUGUAUAGCUCAUGACCUUGUCCCUGGUGGUGAAUUCGGAGUUCCUCCACCUGGUUAUCCUUCAUCCAAGUUGUUGUUCCGCGCACAUGAUGCUCACGCCAUGUCGUCAUUCUCCGUUUACUACAAGAGGUUUUACGAUCGGUUUACCACAAGUCUUAAGAAUUGUGAUUUCAUUUCGGUUAGGACAUGUGAAGAAAUCGAAGGUAAAUUUUGCGACUAUAUAGGGAGUCAGUACCAGAAGAAUGUUCUCUUGACCGGUCCAAUGCUUCCCGAGCUAGACAGAAGUCAACCACUUGAAGACAGAUGGAAUCAUUGGCUGAGUGGGUUUGGACCAGGAUCUGUAGUGUAUUGUGCACUAGGAAGCCAAAUCACUUUGGAGAAAGACCAAUUCCAAGAACUAUGUUUAGGAAUGGAGCUCACUGGUCUGCCGUUUUUUGUAGCGGUAACGCCACCGAGAGGUGCAAAGAAUAUUCUAGAAGCCUUACCAGAAGGAUUCGAGGAGAGGGUAAAGGGUCGUGGAAUAGUUUGGGGAGAGUGGGUGCAGCAACCGUUGAUAUUGGCUCAUCCAUCAGUAGGCUGCUUUGUGAGCCAUUGUGGAUUCGGUUCGAUGUGGGAGUCUCUAAUGAGUGAUUGCCAGAUAGUCUUGAUUCCGUAUUUGGCUGAUCAAGUUCUCAACACGAGAUUGUUGACUGAUGAACUAGAGGUUGCGGUUGAAGUACCAAGAGAAGAAACAGGAUGGUUCUCCAAGGAGAACUUGAGUGUUGCGGUCAACUCUGUGAUGGACAAAGAUAGUGAGAUUGGGAGUCAGGUGAGGAAGAACCACUCCAAGUUGAAGGAGCUUGUGGUUAGUCCUGGAUUAUUAACCGGUUACACUGAUAAAUUUGUUGAGACUGUGGAGAACCUACUCAAGGAUACAAAACUUUGAAUGAAUUACUUUAACUUGAGAAGAAGUACGUAGCAGUUGUUUCAAAUAA
This is a messenger RNA of Raphanus sativus (radish), 1602 nucleotides long. RefSeq names its product UDP-glycosyltransferase 79B9-like. The record is from RefSeq and is a predicted model, not a curated record. The transcript has a single exon. The coding region runs from base 213 to 1553 and encodes 446 amino acids. Gene Ontology annotation, molecular function: UDP-glycosyltransferase activity. NCBI's taxonomy places the organism in Eukaryota, Viridiplantae, Streptophyta, Magnoliopsida, Brassicales, Brassicaceae.